Molecule: messenger RNA, 873 nt
Organism: Stegastes partitus (bicolor damselfish)
Lineage: Eukaryota; Metazoa; Chordata; Actinopteri; Pomacentridae
Product: stonustoxin subunit alpha-like
Exons: 6
Coding region: 1-873 (290 amino acids)
Molecular function (GO): protein binding
Source: RefSeq, a predicted model, not a curated record
AUGGACGCCGCUUUCUUCAUGAAAGAUCUGGACCUGAGUGACAACGACCUGCAGGAUUCAGGAGUGAAGUUACUUUCUGCUGGACUGAAGAGUAAACACUGUGAACUGGAAACUCUCAGUCUGUCAGGUUGUCUGGUCACAGAAGAAAGUUGUGCUUCUCUGGUCUCAGCUCUAAGCUUCAAUCCAUCCCAUCUGAGAGAGCUGGACCUGAGCUACAACCAUCCAGGAGACUCAGGAGUGAAGCUGCUUUCUGCUGCAGUGGAAGAUCCACACUGGAGACUGGACACUCUCAGGGUGGAACAUUGUGGAGAGCAGAGAUUAAAACCUGGUCUGAGGAAGUAUUUCUGUGAACUUGAACUGGACACAAACACAAUAAACAGAAACCUCCGACUGUCUGACAACAACAGGAAGGUGACAACGGUGAGAGAGAAGCAGCCAUACCCUGAUCAUCCAGACAGAUUUGAAUACUGGCAGCUGCUGUGUAGAAAUGGUCUGACUGGUCGCUGUUACUGGGAGGUCGAGUGGAGAGACGAGGUUUAUAUAUCAGUGAGUUACAGAGGAAUCAGAAGGAGAGGACUCAGUGAUGAGUGCUGGUUUGGAGGAAACGAUCAGUCCUGGAGUCUGAGCUGUUGUGAUGAUGAUGGUUUCUCUGUUUGGCACAACAACAUUGAAACAGACAUCCCCUCGACCUCCUCCAUCUCUAACAGAGUAGGGGUGCAUCUGGACCAUCCUGCUGGCAUUCUGUCCUUCUAUAGCAUCUCCUCUGACUCUCUGAUCCACCUCCACACCUUCAACACCACAUUCACUGAACCCCUACAUGUGGGAGACUGUUUGGAAGUGACAGCAGCUUCAACUUUGCUGUUUAAAUAUUGA